Ceratitis capitata (Mediterranean fruit fly) is the source of this 486-nucleotide messenger RNA. Its product is annotated as larval/pupal cuticle protein H1C-like. Lineage: Eukaryota; Metazoa; Arthropoda; Insecta; Diptera; Tephritidae. Bases 1 to 486 code for a protein of 161 amino acids. The record is from RefSeq and is a predicted model, not a curated record. The transcript has a single exon.
AUGGCAUUCAAAUACGUACUCUCAUUUACCGCGCUGAUCGCCGUAGCCAAUGCUGGCGCACUCCUCGCUCCCGUGGCUGUGACCAAGAUUGUCAAUCCCGCUGUCGAUGCUGUUGCUACCACACACCAAAACGUUGUACGCUCCUUCGCUGGCACUGGCUCUCAUCACUCCAAGGCUGUGGAUACACCUUACUCCAGCGUACGCCAAUCGGACACGCGCAUCAACAAUAAAGUCUAUGCACCAGCUAUCGCUAAGACUGUGACCACUUACGCUGCUCCUGCUGUGGCGCCAGUUUUGCAUGCUGCACCUCUGGUUAGCAAGACCGUGCUCUCGCCAGUCGCUAAGGUGGCUCCAGUUGUGUACUCACAACCCGCUCCGGCUGCUGUUUAUGGUCAUGUUGCUGCUGCUCCAGCUAUUGCCUACUCGCCGGCGGCUACUGUUGCCCAUGUUGCUUUCGAUGGUUUUGGCACUCACUGGGGCUACUAA